Messenger RNA from Hippocampus zosterae (dwarf seahorse), 2036 nucleotides. RefSeq names its product myelin expression factor 2 (gene myef2). Gene Ontology annotation, molecular function: mRNA binding. The transcript is spliced from 17 exons. The coding region runs from base 107 to 1813 and encodes 568 amino acids. Gene Ontology annotation, biological process: regulation of mRNA stability involved in response to oxidative stress. NCBI's taxonomy places the organism in Eukaryota, Metazoa, Chordata, Actinopteri, Syngnathiformes, Syngnathidae. Gene Ontology annotation, cellular component: post-mRNA release spliceosomal complex; cytoplasm; nucleus. The record is from RefSeq and is a predicted model, not a curated record.
UGGCAAAAGUCCCUGAGACUCGCGACAUCCCCAAGUCUCGCGAGAUGGAGCAGGUUUGCAAGUGCGUCAAGGCAUCUUGUGUCGUCUAAGGAACAGCGCCACAAUCAUGGAAGAUAUCCCUUGUCUUGAUGAAGAGCCAAAGCUAGAGGAGCCUACUGCAUCCGUCAAAUCGGACACUAGCGAGCCUGGUCCCGAGACACCCAAUGGCGUAAAGACGGAUCCCGAAGAUUUCAAACCCUCUAGAGAGAAACAUGAAGGUAAAGAGAAAUCUUCUGGAAGCCGAAGAGGAGGCCGCUACCAUCCUUACAAAGACAAACAUGGUGGCGAAAAGAAAGGUGGUCUAAGGAAUCGGGUGUUCAUCAGCAACAUCCCGUAUGACAUGAAAUGGCAAGCAAUUAAAGAUCUCAUGCGUGAUAAAGUCGGUGAGGUUACAUACGUGGAGCUCUUUAAGGAUGCAGAAGGAAAGUCAAGGGGUUGCGGCGUUGUGGACUUCAAGGAUGAAGAGUUUGUGAGCAAGGCAAUCGAAACGAUGAAUAAAUAUGACCUGAAUGGACGGCCUCUCAACAUUAAGGAGGACCCUGAUGGAGAACAUGCCCGCCGUGUGCUGCAGCGCAUGGGAGGCCAACAAGGAGGCCGGGGGCAGGACAUGGGACCUGGUGGAAUGAAUAUCCCCCCCUCCAUCGCCAGUAAUCCCAACAUUCCACCUGAAAUCAAGCACGCGUUGCAAACUGGUCGAUUGGGGAGCACAGUGUUUGUGGCCAACCUUGAUUUCAAGGUCGGCUGGAAGAAGCUGAAGGAAGUGUUCAGCAUGGCGGGUGUGGUAAAAAGGGCUGAUGUGAAGGAGGACAAGGACGGCAAGAGCCGUGGGAUGGGAACUGUGACUUUUGAGGAGCCGCUGGAGGCCCUGCAAGCCAUUUCCAUGUUCAAUGGACAGAUGCUCUUUGAUAGACAAAUGCAUGUUAAAAUGGAUGAUAAAUCACUUCCCCCUGAUGAUUAUCGCCCAAUGGAAAAAACAACUCAAUUACCACGAGGCCUGUCUGGUAUCGGUAUGGGACUAGGACCAGGAGGGCAGCCUAUCAAUGCAAACCAUCUGAGCAGUGGAGGAGGCAUGGGCUCCAUGGGGCCAGGAGGUAUGGACGCUGCAGGUUAUGGUGGAAUGAACAGACUUGGAGGUGGAAUGGGUGUUGGUGGGGGGUUUGGAGGCAUGGACAACAUGGCCAACCUGGUUAACUUUGGAGGGAGAGACAUGAUGGCGAUGAGCAGGAUGAGCGAUGUAUUCCGGUCAAGAAUGGGCGUAAUGGAUCGGGAUUUUGGCAACGGCGACAUGCCAAUGAAUCGGGGAUUUGGAGAUUCAUUUGGAGGAAUGAGUGAAAGUUUUGGCGGAGGCAUGGGCGUUGGUGGCAUGGGAAGCAUGGGGACUGGAUUAGGUGGUGGGAUGGGCAGUAUGGCGAUGGAUCGCAUGGGCUCUGGCUUUGACCGCAUGGGAAUGUCAGGAAUGGACAUGAACCGCAGCUUUGGAGGUGGCGGCCCAAGUCACAUGGGCAUGUCUGACCGAGGCUAUGGGCCCAAAGCCGGUUGUCAGAUCUUUGUGCGAAAUCUCUCCUAUGAACUUACAUGGCAAAAACUUAAAGAGAAGUUCAGUCACUGUGGCCAGGUGAUGUUUGCAGAGAUCAAGAUGGAGAAUGGCAAGUCAAAGGGCUGCGGAACAGUGAGAUUUGACUCUCCAGAGAGUGCCGAGAAAGCCUGCCGGAUGAUGAAUGGAACAAAGAUCAAUGGCCGAGAGGUGGAUGUCCGUAUUGAUCGUAAUGCCUAGGUUUUUUGUAGGAGCCCUCAUGUCCACAUUUUGAACCAUCUUUGCCAGUGAGCUCUUGUUUUGUUUUAAAAACACAAGUACAGUACGUCAUCUAACUUCACGUCCACAGUUUUCAUUUGUUUCUGUUAAUAUAUCUACAACAUGGCUUCUUUUAUCUUGUUUUGUAAUCCUUUUUUUAUUGUUUGGCCAUUUGUUUGAAGAAAUAAACAUUUUAAUUUUUAAA